Messenger RNA from Anopheles coluzzii, 2382 nucleotides. RefSeq names its product alpha-tocopherol transfer protein-like. The record is from RefSeq and is a predicted model, not a curated record. Lineage: Eukaryota; Metazoa; Arthropoda; Insecta; Diptera; Culicidae. Gene Ontology annotation, cellular component: membrane. The transcript is spliced from 3 exons. The coding region runs from base 1152 to 2117 and encodes 321 amino acids. Gene Ontology annotation, molecular function: phosphatidylinositol bisphosphate binding.
AAAUUCAAUAGAACAAGAACUCUCCUCCAAAAAGGCAGCCAAGAACAGGUAGCUUAAUGUGUUUAAACAACUGAAGAUAUUGUGUGCCUCAACUCCUUCCCAACAACUCCAUCGGCGUCCAAGUAUGGCAUCCACCCCGACACUGAACAUCAUCGGUUCCGCCAUUGGAACAGGCCAUGAUGAGCGUGUUGCUGGUGAUGAUUUGCAUGAACAAAACAAGCACGGUGGAAUAUUGUUGUUGACAACAAAACUAGGCAGUAGUACCCUAUCAUAAUACCAACGCCAUUUCUGUCCACUUCCCCACAUCAAUUUGUUUGUUAUUGAACCGUGUAAUCUGAAGCCGCGGUGUGCGUACAGUAGACGGCGAACAUCGCUUCUGUCCCAUCUCAUCAUCGAUGCUGCGUAAAUUCUAGUCCCCAAAAACAACAACAAAGCAUCCCCCAAACACAGGCUUCGGAAAGUUUUGAAUGGAAAUAUUUCGAGAUUUGAUUGAUAACUUCGCGCGCCUAACGUGCCCUUGCAAUCGCAGCGGUGUAACUUCACACUGCUGCAUACGGUCGCCCUCGCGGACGCGGUGUAACUUCCAGUCGACCAUAACCGGAAAGUCACCGUACCCGGGGGUACACCUUUUCCGGCGACACUGCCGAUUAUUAUAUUUGUGGAUGUGCGCAGACCUUCGCAGACUGCCCAAGAGACUACCUCAAUGCGUGAGGUGAGCUUCUCCACAGAGCAUGUCGAGCCCUUAGAGCGGGAGGGGGAAGGUUCAUCGAUAUGCGAUCGGUUCAGUGAACGGACCGUGGGUGCGCUACCGGUUGCAACCGCUGGGUGGGUUCUUGAUGGAAAAAGCCCUACCAAGACGUCAGGCGUGCAUGCGUGUGUGUGUAUGCGUGUGACCAAUUUGUCAUUGACCGCGAAAGCCGAAUGGUCAACGUGUUGUUGCUGGCAAACGCCAUCGGGCAAACGGGUAAUACGAGGGGUGAGGGAAAGAAAAUGCGUGCGAUCGAUCUGGCGUUGUUCGGAAGUCGGAUGGGGCCGAACACCCUCGGAUCAGUCGCUUGCCGUCGGACGGUGUGAACGCAACGUGGUGCAUUUCUUGGACGCUUCGAGCGCAGCAACAUAGGCACACGGGAGACAGCAUAAACUGCAGCAACAUGGUGAAAAAGCAAAUCCUAAUACCGCCCCGAAAGUACAGAGCGUGUCGUUUGUGGCAGGGUCCCCAGAUCGUGCGCAGAAUGCCGGAACCGGAGGGAGUGAUCCAUCAGCUGUACAUGGAGCGGCAGCUCCCACCCAAGGUGGCCGAGGUCGCUCGUACGCAGGGCGAAGAUCCGGACCGAACGAGCCUAAUGAUCGAGGAGCUGCGUGAUAUGAUUUAUGAAAAGGGCGAAUGCAUUCCGCACCGCAUCGACGACGACUAUCUGGUAAAGUUUCUGCGCGCUCGGUUCUGGAAUGUUCACCAUGCGUACAACCUGAUGGUGCGCUACUACGCGUUCCGGGAAAGCAAUCCCGAGUUCUACGAGAACGUCAAUCCGAUGGCGCUGCGUUCGUUGGGUGAUGACGACAUUAUCUCGAUCUCGCCCUACCGCGAUCAGGAGGGCCGGCGGGUGAUUUGCUUCAAGUUUGGCAAGUGGCGCCCGUCCAAGAUACCGAUUGUGGAUCUGUUCCGGGCGACGAUGCUGCUGCUGGAGGUCGGUUCGCUCGAACCACAGUCGCAGGUGCUGGGCGGAAUUGGGAUUAUGGAUCUGGAGGGACUUACGCUGAACCACGCGUGGAAUCUGACGCCUGCCGUUGCCCAGAAGAUGCUGGCCCUGCUGGCCACCAGUAUGCCGCUGCGAACGAGCCAGAUACACAUCGUCAACCAGGGCUGGGUGUUUGAUACGGCGUUUCAAAUCUUUAAACCCCUGCUGACGGACAAGAUGCGGCAGCGGCUGUUCUUCCACGGUACGGAUCGGGCCUCGCUGCACAAGUACAUUGAUCCGGAGGCGCUGCCCGAGCGGUACGGUGGAACGAAGCCGGAGUAUCCGUACACGUACUGGCUGGAGCAUUUGAGCCGGGACGAAAAGGUGGUGGAUGAGCUGCAGCAGCUCGGGUACGUGUCGGAACCACUGCUGGAGGAUUGAAGGAAGUGUGUGCAUGUGUGUGGGCACAUUCGAAGGAGACUGUUUGGGAGGGUUUUUGUGUAGCGAUGAAAAGCGCCAACCGUACAGGGUCUUAGAUUUAUAAGCUGAGUAUAGCCGUUGCAUGAAAAAGUGCGGGAAGUAGAUAGUGUGAUACAUAUAUUUUCAAAAAGAAAACAAAAAAAUGAAUUAGUUCAUGAUUCGCCAUACCUUUUAGACGUAGGAUACAUACAUGACAUUUAAUCAAUAAAUAAAAAAGAAGAAGUUA